Cyphellophora europaea CBS 101466 is the source of this 1083-nucleotide messenger RNA. RefSeq lists its product as uncharacterized. The transcript has a single exon. The record is from RefSeq and is a predicted model, not a curated record. Gene Ontology annotation, molecular function: hydrolase activity, hydrolyzing O-glycosyl compounds. Gene Ontology annotation, biological process: carbohydrate metabolic process. The coding region runs from base 1 to 1083 and encodes 360 amino acids. Lineage: Eukaryota; Fungi; Ascomycota; Eurotiomycetes; Chaetothyriales; Cyphellophoraceae.
AUGUCAAACAGAACAAUAUGUGACCGUGACACACCGGACCCCUGGAUGAUAGCGGCCAACAACCGCUUCUACUUUACCUUCACCUGCGGCAACCGCAUUGAGCUGUGGGCUUCGCAACAUCUCGAGGAUUUUCGACAUGCUCAGACACAAAAGUCGACAAUUUGGGCUCCUGCCAAAGACUCACCCUGGUCAUGCGAUGUGUGGGCCCCUGAGAUACAUCUCCUGAACGGAACCUGGUACGUCUACUUCUGUGCCGCGCAGCCAGGCAAGGGCAAUGCCUCUCACCGCACACUCGUACUGCGGUCUUCCAAUCCCGACCCUAUGGAUCCUGCUGCAUGGCACUUCGUCGGCCCCAUCAAAGGCCUGCCUGAUCACUGGCACAUAGAUGCCACAGUAUUUCAGCUGGGUCAUCAGCUCUACUGCUGCUACAGCGGAUGGCCGUUGGGGGACCACAGCGACACCCAACAGGACUUGUUCGUCAUCAGGCUUGCUUCGCCAGAGGUAGCCAUUGCCGAGACUCUCACAUGUAUAUCGCGCGCUUCUCUCGCAUGGGAGCGGCCAGAAGGGGGGCGCCGCGGCGUCAAUGAAGGUCCAACGUGGCUGUCACUACCCGGCUUCCAGGGUAUCGUCUACAGCGCGAACGGUUCCUGGACCUGUGAUUAUCAGCUUGGCAUCGUGGCAUUAGUCGGCGCUGACCCUUGCCAGGAGAGCUCAUGGCAGAAAAGGCAUACGCCUCUGCUUGUCUGCGACAAGGAAAAGGGGCCUUUCGGACCGGGACAUGCUAGCUUCGUCCAUUCUCCGUACAAUGAUGGCCGAGUCUAUUGCAUCUAUCACGGCACCGAGCGAAGAGAUGAAGGUUGGGCGAACAGGAAAGCCCGUGUCUUGAUGAUGGGUCCAGAGGCGUUCCACCCUCAUGCACCUCCCCUCUGUUGUGCCACGGGCUGGCCAGUACAACAGAGCGGUAUGCCGCAUGCGCAUCACGGGAACCCUGGAACAGGUAAUCAGAACAACCCGCUGAUUCCGCAACUGCCCUUUGGACUUGGGAAAUAUCAGGAUAAACUGAUGCAGAAGUUCAAGUUUUGA